Striga asiatica is the source of this 1701-nucleotide messenger RNA. The record is from the annotation of a GenBank genome assembly. Lineage: Eukaryota; Viridiplantae; Streptophyta; Magnoliopsida; Lamiales; Orobanchaceae.
CCACCUACCACGUACAUUCCAUUUUCCAAGAAAAAUAAAGUAACAUUAUAGCGAAAAACAAAAUAUAUAUAUAUAUAUAUAUCCAGUGGUGGAGAAGAUGAGGCAAAGGAGAAACCAUGUAAUCCCAUUGCCUGCUGGUGUUGAUGACGUUGACAAAUUCACCUGCACGAACCUUCACAUCAACAAUUCACACCCAUCUCUAUCCACAAUCUUUAUGAUCAAUUCAUUGCUUGUACAAACAUAUUUCAACCCGGAUGAACACUGGCAGGCUCCUGAAGUAGCUCACCGAAUUGCAUUUGGAUAUGGGCAUUUGACAUGGGAAUGGAACAAGGGUAUAAGGAGUUACUUGCAUCCUGUUCUUUUUGCUGCUCUAUAUAAAGUUCUUGCACUUUCCUAUCUGGAUAACUCUUGGUUCAUGAUAAGGGCCCCACGUUUGCUGCAGUCUGUAUUCUCUGCUAUUGGUGAUCUCUACUUGUACAAAUACUCAAAGGCGUUGUUUGGCGACAAUGCUGCCUGUUGGGCUCUGACCAACUGGUUCAUGUUCUUCUGCAUCACUCGUACUUUAUCUAACAGCUUAGAGGCUGUUCUUACCAUGGUGAGUUUAUAUUACUGGCCCUGCAUGAGACCCUCGUCUUGUUCAGUUGCAUAUGAUUCGAGAAAACGUGCUCUGGCUGUAGCUGCAUUGGCAUCCGGUAUUAUUAUGUCCAAAGAGUGGAAGCUUUGUGGACAUAUAAUAUGGGUCUUGGGAGUAUAUAGCCUUCUCGGCCAUAAAGAAUUCAGGUUUGUUCUUCCUGUGCUACCCGUAGCGUUGAUUUUCUCAGGGAUUCCAUUAGCCAAUUUACAUCAACGUGAAAUCUCGAAGAGGAAGCAAAAUUGGAACUCUCAUAAAAACCGCUAUUCGAGGCUGCAUUUGUCGGUCCUUUUCCUGCUUGUAACUAAUCUUCCGAUGGCUCUAUACAUGAGUAUGAGAGGUGCAGAGGAUGUGAUGAACUAUCUCUCGAGGGAGGCUAAAGACAAUAGAGUAAAAAGUAUCCUCUUUUUGACACCUUGCCAUGCUACACCAUACUAUUCGACCCUACAUAAGAACAUCUCUAUGCGUUUCUUGGAUUGUACACCAAGGGAAGAAAGAGGAAACUUGGACGAGUCGGACCAAUUUUUACACGAUCCCCUUGUUUUCGUGACAAGACUUGCGAGAAAUUGGACACCCCCCAGCCACAUUGUGCUAUUUGAUUCCCAAGAAAAGCCGUCGAAGGAACUUUUAGCCUCUCACAAGUUUGAUGAGAUGAAAAGGUUCUUUCAUGCUCAUUUCAAAUUGGAUCGGGAACUUCAAGGAUCAAUCGUUGUGUACAAGUCUCAAGGGCAGUGAAUUGGAGUCUGGAAGUUUUGUGUCCCUUCGUGUACAGGUGUUUUGAUUUUCUUUCUUCUCCACAAUGUCAUCAGUUUUGUACCAUACUACCAAACUAUACAUAGAUGGUUAUGUAUGUCUUUCUUUAUUUCCUUUUCUCUUUAACACCAAUGUUAAACACAUAUUUAGCAGACGAGACGAGUGUACACUGUGUUCCUAUACAAGAAAGAUUCAGUUAUUUGAUACAUUUGUGGUUAUUUCUGAAGACAUUUUGCAGUACAAAUUUAUCACUAUGUAUUCAGAUAUGGCACAAUCUGAUUCUUCUCGACAUCACAUUUCUUCGUCGUGCCUAAUCG